AUGGGAAAAGUGCGCACUAUGAGUCGGCGACGUAUCCACAGCGGCGCGUUGGUGGAUGAUUCGUGGCAGCCACCAUCGCUUACAGCCAGUGAGCGUGCUUAUAUGAUCCGCAAGGCGAAAGAGGCGUCCGUGGCACUCGUAGACCAUGCGCAUACGCUGGAUGGACCGGUACAAUGGCAUUACACAGGUAAGCUUCGCGGCAUUCAAAUGUAUCGUGGUGAAGGCUGCUAUGAUCGUGCUGGUACUUCUGGCACUGAGUUUCUCUGUGGCGUAACGACCAUGUUGGGCUCAAUUGAAGAAGUGGCUAAUUAUUUUAACCAACAGACGACAGAGAAAAUGCUUGCAAAGAAGGCAGAGGACGUGCUUGAUUGUGCCGUGCUUUAUUCUCUUGCGGAAGGAGAUUCGAAUAAUCCAUUCUAUCGGGUGUCAGCUAAGUAUCAGCUGUACGAAGGUCCGUCUGCGUUCUCUAGAGAACGAGACUAUUGUUUCUUAGAGUGUCAGAAUACGUUUCGUCAUGCGUCGGGACGUCGAGGAUGGGUACUUAGUAUGCACUCUAUUAAACUCCCGAAUUGUCCUGAAAUGGAUGGAGUGGUGCGAGGAAGUAUGUACCAAUCGGGUUAUGUGUUUGUGGAGGCAGAGAAGGAAGGAUAUAUGGAUGUGAUGCAUAGCUUGCAGAUAAAUUUCAAGAGCACUAGCCGGCUGCCUCAUUUUAUGUUGAAUGCAGCUUUAAAGCGCCGGAUAUUGUCCGUUGUGACUAUCAGUCGAGAGAUUCAAACGACGAGAAUGGGACGCCAAACGCUCUUGAAGAAAAAGCAGCUGAUGCCGAAACGAUCAAGAGCACUUUGUGUCAAUUGUGCCCGCAAGUUUUCUCUGUUUGUACGCAAAACGCGCUGCCGUGUGUGUGGUGAAGUAGUUUGUCAACCGUGUGCCCCGCAGGUCAUGAUAUCGACGAAACAGGGCCCAGUGAAGACUCGAGUAUGCACCAGAUGCUGCCAUUUGUCUGCUGAUGACGAUUAUGAACCGAUUAGUACUCUACAUAACUCGCCCAAUGGAGCCCACAUGCGACGUAUGCAGAAUGUGACUAGAUAUUCGGAUAUUUUGCAAGACCAGCAUGAUCAUCCGGAUAUGUACCACGAGGAAGAUGAAGAUUGUUUGGAGGAGGAUGAUGAUGAAGAUGGGCUAGAGGAACAGUCAGAUUAUAGUGUGUUUGCACAGUCUCGUUUUACUGACGCAAGUCGCAAUUCCUUUGCAACGAGUCAAUAUGGUUCUUCGAGAUUCGAAAGUCGUUUUGAAGGAACGAGUCAGUUUGACACUUCAAGUAAAUUUGACGAGAGUCAGUAUUACGAUGGUGGUUCCAGCGAGAACAGCUUUGUUAGUGGUACCAGCUCUUCACGCUGGAAAGGGAGCAGCAGUGCUGCUAGCAGUAUGUCGGGAAGGAACCAAGCCAGUAGUGUUAAGCCCGCUGACGGUCACAAUUACGACCCUCAAGCCUCUGCGAAUAGCAACUUCUACGGAGCAAGUAACUAUGGAAGUGACUACGGUGGAAGCAAGCACACGCUCGACGAGGAGUCCGUCAAGCGAGCUGGUAGGUAUAACGCAGCAGCACCUAUCCCAGAGGACGAGCCUUUCAGUCGUCGUAGUCAUAAAGCCAGCACUAAUAGGAGCCACAACUCAAACAAAGAUUACAACUCAACCAAGGACAGCAGCUAUGCUUCUGCCAAAUCGUCAAGCGUCAAAGCAACGCAAGGAACAAAGUAUGACUUGACUAAUGUCAGUCAGAACUCCGAUAGUAAGCACGCAAGCAAGACUUUGUCAAUCCAAAGUCUCGCAAAGGCUCGUUCGGCGCGUUACGGAAUCAAGAGCCAGUUUCCGGUACCGCCUCCUCCACCGCCGUUUUCUCCGCCACCUGAACAACACGAGGAAAGUUACGAACAUGACAGCCCAUUACAUCUUGGGUCGCUUAUGAUGAACGAUCACCAAAGUCUGAAGGAUCAAAAGCCGAAGGGUAUUGCCACGCGGAAAAUUUUUACGCCGCCUCCUUUAAAAGAAGGACGUUGUGAGACAGACCGAGUGUCAGCGAAGCGUGUCCCUCAGGUUGCUCAGAACAUGGCGUUUAAUGCCGCAUCGGCUAACAGACAUUCACGGGUAUCUCAAACUAGUUCAAUAGAUUCAAGUGGGUUUGGUAAUACUCGAGCUUCUGCGAUUUUGGAACAAGUGCGUCGCAACCGUGGCCGAACGCUUCAGUAUUCUCCUGAAGGUGAUCGAACUUUGGCAGUGCUGAAGUCUACGGAAAGAGAAAACUUGAUAAGGAUGCGUGAAAUGGAGCGCAUGCAAGAAUCGGCCAAAGAGAAAGCGGCCCGGCGGUCGAUGGCAUCAAACGGAAGUCGAAUUGCUGUGCACGCAACACAAAAUGAUGCUUCGAGUGGUGCUGGUGCUAGAAGGAAGAAGGAAGAUCGACGCCGCAGCUCUCGUCACUUUAUCGCUGGGUCCUCUCUUCAUUCUUUAAGGGGAGCGCCACCUGGAUCUCCGCCUGGUACCCCACCUAGCAUGCGAGGCCGUCGCUUACCCAAUAGCGCACCCUUCAACAGUCAACCAAAUCGAUCUUUUCGAGACAAUCACUCGCGGCGUGCGGAUGCUAGUGGCGACUUUGAGGGAAGUCAGAUUCUGUCCAAUCGAUCGAAUACUAGUUUUGCAAGGUCGGGCGCCCGUGUUAGCCUCAUAUCAUCUGGGCAGAGUGAAGAUCUUACGUUCAGAUCUCAAGGGCCUGGGCACCGUAUCACCACCAAAGACAGUAAGCAUGUUAAUGGGCAGGGUCUGGAUGGCUCUCAGGGAUCGAACAAGCGAUUUACGUCUUCGUUUGGUAACCGACAGCUGGAUGAUUCUUGCGCUUUGAUUAUCCCCGAAUCAAGACAUCCGGAUGACCUUGUGUUUAGUGAGUCUCAGCUUUUGUUAGAUAAGGCGAAGUUCUCCAGUAGUAUUGCAAUUUUGGAAACUGGUGAGUCCCGAGAACACUUUGCAAUGAUGGAGAGAUUUAGCGAAGAAUGUAGCUUGGGCGAUUCACUGUUGAGCGAAGAUUUGCUGAGUCAGUCUUUGUCGGGCAUGAAUGAGCAUAUCAAUUCGAUGAGAGCUGUUGCAGCGUACAAACUACCAGACGAAGAAGACCGGUUGUCAGACGAGUUGCGGGGGCGACAAGAAGAGCACCGCAAGCGAAUGGAGGAGCUAAAUAAACUGACGGCUAACCACGUCGUUGGAACUCGAGACAGGACAUCCACUCUAGGUGACCUCCAUGACAGCUCAGUCAGCCUCAUGGGAUACUCUGGAAAUUACUUUGGCGAUAGCACCAUUAGUUCCGUCAGUCCCGCCAGCUCCGUCGAGAUUGAUGACGAAGAAUUUGAUUUUGGAUCUCGACCGUUUGGACGCACAAAGCGUAGCGGCACAAUUUUCUUUGCGUUGGAGGAGUUUGAACAAGCGCCAGAUGCGGAAGAUAGCGAUGAGCUGAGUGAGGGCCUCGAUGAUUCUAACACGUCGAUUUGUCAAAGCGAAGAGUACGCAGAGCAUGACAUGAUCAAGCUAGAGGAUGGGUAUCGCUCGAACGAAGAAUUCGCUUGUGAGAAUGCCGAGAGAUCUUUGCCGGCGUAUCGCUUUAGUGGAGAGUAUGUGAAGACCAAGCAUGAGCACGAGAAUGAGUCUAUUCCUGCAUCUUACCGUUCAAGCGAGGAACACAUGAGCGGUUUUGCCACACCACCCCGCCGUUCGAGCGUAAGGAUUGCGGAAAGCGAGCAUGAAAAAUACAGUGGUUGUGUUACCCCACCGCGGAGCCCGAACGUGGAGUCAGUAGAAAGCGAGCACAAACCCACGAAUGGUUUGGCCACCCCGCCACGUCGUGCCAGCGAAGGAACUACGGAAAGCAGGCAUGAGCACAUGAGAGCCACCCCGUCGCGCCGCUCGAGCGUAGAAUCCGAGGAAAGCGAAUAUGAUCGGGAUACCGGCUUUAUUACUUCACCGCGGCGAUCGAGCGUGGAGUACGAAGAAAGUGAUUAUGACCGAACAAGCGGCUUAGCUACCCCUACGCGCCGCUCGAGCGUGGAGUCUGUAAAAAGCGAGCACGAUCAGGCUUCUGACUUGGUUACUUUACCGCGCUGUUUGAGUGUGGAGGUUGUGAAGACCGACCACGACCAGAACACUGGCUUUGCUACUCUACCGCGCCGCUUGAGCGUGGAGCCUGCGAAGAUCGAGCACGAUCAGGUUGCUGGCUUUGUUACUCCACCGCGGCGUUUGAGUGUGGAGUCUGAGGAAAGCGAGCAUGACCAAACAAGCGGCAUAGCCACCCCACCGCGCCGCUUCAGCGUGGAGGCCGCGGCGCCUGUGAAGAGCGGUCACGAUCAGGUUGCUGGCUUUGUUACUCCACCACGGCGUUUGAGUGUGGAGUCUGAGGAAAGCGAGCAUGACCAAACAAGCGGCAUAGCCACCCCACCGCGCCGCUUCAGCGUGGAGGCCGCGGCGCCUGUGAAGAGCGGUCACGAUCAGGUUGCUGGCUUUGUUACUCCGCCGCGGCGUUUGAGUGUGGAGUCUGAGGAAAGCGAGCAUGACCAAACAAGCGGCAUAGCCACCCCACCGCGCCGCUUCAGCGUGGAGGCCGCGGCGCCUGUGAAGAGCGGUCACGAUCAGGUUGCUGGCUUUGUUACUCCGCCGCGGCGUUUGAGUGUGGAGUCUGAGGAAAGCGAGCAUGACCAAACAAGCGGCAUAGCCACCCCACCGCGCCGCUUCAGCGUGGAGGCCGCGGCGCCUGUGAAGAGCGGCCACGAUCAGGUUGCUGGCUUUGUUACUCCACCGCGGCGUUUGAGUGUGGAGUCUGAGGAAAGCGAGCAUGACCAAACAAGCGGCAUAGCCACCCCACCGCGCCGCUUCAGCGUGGAGGCCCCGGCGCCUGUGAAGAGCGGUUACGAUCAGGUUGCUGGCUUUGUUACUCCACCGCGGCGUUUGAGUGUGGAGUCUGAGGAAAGCGAGCAUGACCAAACAAGCGGCAUAGCCACCCCACCGCGCCGCUUCAGCGUGGAGGCCCCGGCGCCUGUGAAGAGCGGUCACGAUCAGGUUGCUGGCUUUGUUACUCCACCGCGGCGUUUGAGUGUGGAGUCUGAGGAAAGCGAGCAUGACCAAACAAGCGGCAUAGCCACCCCACCGCGCCGCUUCAGCGUGGAGGCCGCGGCGCCUGUGAAGAGCGGUCACGAUCAGGUUGCUGGCUUUGUUACUCCUCCGCGGCGUUUGAGUGUGGAGUCUGAGAAAAGCGAGCAUGACCAAACAAGCGGCAUAGCCACCCCACCGCGCCGCUUCAGCGUGGAGGCCGCGGCGCCUGUGAAGAGCGGUCACGAUCAGGUUGCUGGCUUUGUUACUCCGCCGCGGCGUUUGAGUGUGGAGUCUGAGGAAAGCGAGCAUGACCAAACAAGCGGCAUAGCCACCCCACCGCGCCGCUUUAGCGUGGAGGCCGCGGCGCCUGUGAAGAGCGGUCACGAUCAGGUUGCUGGCUUUGUUACUCCGCCGCGGCGUUUGAGUGUGGAGUCUGAGGAAAGCGAGCAUGACCAAACAAGCGGCAUAGCCACCCCACCGCGCCGCUUCAGCGUGGAGGCCGCGGCGCCUGUGAAGAGCGGUCACGAUCAGGUUGCUGGCUUUGUUGCUCCAUCGCGGCGUUUGAGUGUGGAGUCUGAGGAAAGCGAGCAUGACCAAACAAGCGGCAUAGCCACCCCGCCGCGCCGCUUCAGCGUGGAAUCUGUGGAAAGCGAGCACGAACCGAACUGUGCACUGCACCGUUCAAGCGCAGAGUCUGAGAGCGAUUGUGAACAACAGACUAGCUUUGUCACCCCACCAUUCCGUCACAACAUGGAAAGCGAGCACAUACAGACGAAUGGCUUUGUUACUAUACCACGUCAUGAAAGCGUGGAGUCAGCGGAGAGCAAACGCGAGUACGAAAGUGAAUCUGACAGCGCUAGGUUGUCCUAUUGUUCAAGCGAAGAUUCUAUGGAACAUGAGCGUGAUGGUGACUUGGGAGAUGCUGCUCAUCGCUCUGGCGAAAAAUCAGUGGACAACGAGCACGAGAAUGGUUAUGAAGAUGCCAAGUCAGCGUACUCGAGCGUGAAACACCAAUCUUACCUAGAGCACGUUGAAUCUGCCUACUGCUCGAACAAUGGAAUCGAGUUAGACGAAGCUGUCGUAGUGCCGAAGCGGCCAAGCAACGAGCCAUUUGUACCUCCAACGAAUAUGUCAAACUUCCAGCUAAAUAGUUCGCAGCUCAUUUUUGGCGAGGGAGGCCUGGCCGUUGACGAGUUCAUUGCUGACAGUUCACGUUUACUAUCGAAUUGCAUGCUGUAUCAGGUGGACGAAAAUGGCGAUGAAGGCACAUGCUCGCCAUGUGAUACGUCGGAACUCCAUCAUUUGCGCUUGACCUCUAACACUAGUGAGGAAUGCAAUCUAUUGAAGACGCCACUCUCGAAAAGUAGGUUUGGCACGGAUAUGCUUGAGCAUGUGACCUCUCCUCGCGAGUCGUGCAUGUCCGCGAUUGACGAGGAGUUGAUGAACCGCCCGACCAACGAGCUAUUCGAUAUGAUUCGUGCGAACCGUCCAAUAUAUAACUCAGAUGGUAGUCGUUCUGUGGAAAUGAUGUACGAUCUAGAGGCGAGCCACAUGCGGCGGAUGGAAGAGUUGAAUUGUAUUGCAAUUGACCACUUGGGCAAUCGCAUAUCCAAUCUAAGUGAUGACAUGCUUGGCAGCGCAUUCCAGCCUGGCCGAUCAUUGUAUCCUGGCUUCCGAAAUGAGGAAAAAGAGAUGCAGUGGCGUUCGUCCGAUGUCAUGGAAGAGGUCCAAAGCAAACACCAGGUCGACAUGGAGAGACUUCGUCGCCGAAUCCGUCAGCUUGAGGAAGAAUGCCGCGAGUCAAUUGCAUCCGUGUUGACUACAGAGGAAAUGGAUUUAUCUGAAUUUGACGACGAUGACAACAGGCCAACAAGCAGGGGUUUCGUUGGACGUCAGAGCUUUAACCCUCAGACUUCCUACAUGGACAGGAGUGACUUAAGCUCAUCUACAAUUUCGGAGCAUGGCACUACGGACAUGCCGCCCCAAAUUGACGAGCCUCUGCCUGCCCAGGUCCUAUUCGAGCAGAUUGCGCAGCUGACUCGGUUGCAGCAGGAGAUGGUCGAAGGUGAGGGCGAUGAAGAUGAAGAAGAAUGUCGUAAGCGCAUGAAGGAGCAGUACCGCGUACUACGCUCGAUCAAGGCAAACAGCCGCCAGGAGCGCGAGUUACUGAGUCAUCAGGAGCGCGGGUCAUUAAGUGAAGAUGAAGAAAACUGGAUUUAG
Messenger RNA from Peronospora belbahrii, 7344 nucleotides. Lineage: Eukaryota; Oomycota; Peronosporomycetes; Peronosporales; Peronosporaceae. The record is from the annotation of a GenBank genome assembly.